AUGGAGUCGGGCUCCAACUUCAACUCCUUACCUUAUUUUGAUCUUAGUUUUCUUAAUUUUCCAGGAAUAUCUGCUGGUGCUAAAGUUGCUUGGAGAUCUUUAGCUUACCCUAAGUCUGAAGGUGGAUUAGGUCUCCGUGACAUUGAAUCAUGGAACAACGCUUGUGCUCUGAAAUUGUUUUGGAUGUUGUUUUUCCGUGCUGGAUCCAUCUGGGUUGCUUGGAUCAGAAACAUGUACCUUUCUACAUCUCCUCUUUGGGCUUUGAAUGAAGAAAAUGGCUCUUUGUCGUGGAUGUUUAGAAAGGUUCUGAAGCUUAGGCGUAAAGCUCUUCAGUUUCUGAGCAUAAAAUUUGGAAAUGGCGACUCAACUUUCUUUUGGUGGGAUCCCUGGACUCCCUUUGGGCCGCUUUCACUGUAUUUGGGUGAAGAAGGUCCUUCUUGCCUUGGUAUCCCUAUUUCUGCAACCGUUUCAGAUGUAUGGAGUGGAAAUGGAUGGCUCUUACCUCCGGCUAGAUCUAAUCGUCAGGUUCUACUUCAUGCUUACUUAAUGGGUAUCAGCUGCAAUUCUAGCAUCGACAUGCCUAUUUGGUCAGUCAAUGGUAUCCCAAGGAAAUCAUUUUCUUUAAAGGAUGUUUGGAAUGGGAUCCGUGACUGCAAAUCUGAAGUGUUUUGGGCACCUCUGCUUUGGCACAGAGCUGGACUUGGUCGACAUCAGAUAACUACUUGGCUCUUUCUUCUCAACAGAAAUCCAACUCUAGAUCGCAUCUCUUCUUGGGGCUAUGAAACGGAAGGGGUCUGUUUGCUGUGUGGUUCUGCUUUGGAAUCACGUGAUCAUUUGUUCUUCGAGUGUUCUUAUUCUGCUUCAAUUUGGCGUAAGCUUAUGGGUCAUUUGAGUUUCAGUAACAUCCCAAUCCAUUGGAAUCAAAUUCUGCACUGGUUCCAAGUAGUAGCUUCAGAUGAACCAACUAAGCUUGCUCUGCUCAGGGGUGGCAAGGAGCAGUGUAUGAAAUUUGGAAAGAGCGUAAUAGACGCUUGCAUGAUGGGAUUACUCUUCCCUUUGAAAUGGUCUUCAGGAUUAUCCUUCGAGAUGUGA
Microthlaspi erraticum is the source of this 1092-nucleotide messenger RNA. Lineage: Eukaryota; Viridiplantae; Streptophyta; Magnoliopsida; Brassicales; Brassicaceae. The record is from the annotation of a GenBank genome assembly.